AUGGACGUUGUAGGUUUAUGUCAAGUCAAGUCCACAAAUCCCGAUGCACUUUAUAUUGAACGUGGUGAUAUUAUAAAUGUUACAGAAAUAACAACAUCGGGGCUCUGGAAAGGUAAAAGUGCACAUGGGAGUGGACUCUUUUCUGUUCUUUCAACCACUCUUGAGCGUCCUCCACUGUAUCAAGGGAAAGUUCUCUAUGACUUUGUAAUGAAAAACAGUGAAUGUUUAUCCGUUCAUUCGAAUGAUUAUGUCACAGUAUGUGAAGAAGAUGGUGAAGAGGAUGGGUGGGUUUUCUGUAAAAUAGGAACGCGCUUUGGAUUUGUCCCAAAGAAGUACAUUGAACGGAUUGACUUUACUAAGAACAUUGGGAAGAAUCGAAUGCGAAUGACACAACAAGUCUCUGUCGCUUCACAUCUUCCAUCGCGCCUUCCAUGUAAAGUGAUAGGGAAAUAUGAGUAUGUUGCUUCCUAUGGGAAAGAUAUUAGUUUUCAUAAAGAUGAUGAAAUGGUGUGUUUAUCAGCGAGUGACAAUCGAUGGAUCUUAGUCAUUCAUCCUGAGUAUGGGAUAGGGUAUGUCCCUUUAUUAUAUGUCACUUGUGAUAAAAGCUUUCUUACUAUGGAAAUUCACAAAUUUGCUGUUGCCCUUUAUGACUUUGAAGGGGAGUCUCGAUUCCAUUUGAGUGCACAAGUGGGGGAUGUGAUGUAUGUAGAAUCUGUUAUUGGGUCAUGGGCUAUAGUACGAGUGAAUGAAACGAAAUACAUCUACCCGUAUUCCUUUUUACAUGUCUUCGAAGAUGAAAACGACCUCAAGAUAUCGGAAAGUCUUGGGUUUAUUCUCGAGAAGUUUACUCCAGUAAAUGAGAACGAAAUUGAAGUGAACAAAAAUGAUUUUGUAGUUAUUUUACUGAAAGAGACGAAUGGAUGGACACUAGUGAGGCAUGACAAUAAAGUGGGAUACGUCCCUACUGACUUCAUUGAAAAAAUAGAUGAAGGUGAUCGUUAUGCAAUGAUCACUUGUAAGAGUCAAUGUGAGGUAUUUGAAUAUGCAGAAAAAUUCAAAAAGACUGAGACGAGUACUGAAGAAACAGUGAAAGGACAAAUAGAAGAAAAAGAAAAGACUGAGGUACAAGAAGAACAACAAACAGAAGAAGACACGACGGUAUCAAAAGAAUCAAUUAAAGAAAUCGAGAGUGUUAUUAUAGAAGAGACUAAAGACCAAUUUGAGAGUAUCGAAAACAAUCAACAAGAAAAUACCGAACCCACCGAGUUAAAAGAAGAAGAACAAGGGACUCAAGAUGAAUCACCAAAAGAAGUCAUUCAAGAUGAAAAAAGUCAAAGUGAUGAAACAAAAGACACGACUGAUGUACAACUCACGGUGAAUACUCAACAACAAAUAACAAAAAAGAAAAUAGAAACAAGUGAAGGUGAUAUUUGGAUUGUAUUUAAAAAAAUCGAUGAAGAGACUUUUGUUGGGAAACGAGGACCACUUCUUGUAGUUCUUUUUUUGAACGACGUUGAGUUAAGAAAUUUGGAGAAACCGAUGAAUCCGGAGUAUGAAAAGGGGAGAAAACGAUUGGAAGACAAAGAACGUGAGUUUGAAGAGAACGUCAAACUUCACGACGAAAAGGAGAAAGAACGGAAAAGAGCGGAAGAAGGACAAAAGGCGGAAGAAGAACUCAAACAAAAGAAAGAAACUGAAAAAGCGUUUUUAAGACAGACCAUGCAACUCAAGAAACAACAAACGCGAGCAACUGGAUUCAGAAAAGAAGGGUUUAAACGACCAAAUGUUAUUGAUCCACAACAACUUGAAUUGACAAAGUCGUUAUAUGAAGAGAGUUUACUUGACAAAUCAAAUGAGAAAGUUUCGAGUGAUUUGACCAAAAUAGAACAAUUAAAAAUCGAGUUGAAGAAGGACCAUAUGAACAAAGAAAUUAUCGAAAAUGGCAUCAAAGAAAUCCUUGCACAAAAUGGAAAACUCAAGAAGAGAACUACUGACUUGGAAGAUGGCGGAAAAGCUAUUUUGAAAGUCAUCGAGACACUUAAAGAUGAAUUGAAAAAGACUCGAGAAGCAAAGGAAAGUAAACAAACGUUUGUACCUGUCGAUCCAACCAAUCAAAGCUCUACAACUACUACAGACAUCAUAACUACUCCAAAUACAGUGCAACCACAGACAAAAAGAUUUGUGGGGAGAACACGAACGGAUUCUGAAACAAACAGUCUUAGAGCACAAAUAGAAGAACUCAAAAAAGAGGUGGAGGAGCUCAAAAAGAAAGACCAAGCAAUUGUAAGUGUGGAGAAUCCCAAUUUAACAGUAGAUGGUGUUAAAGAAGAAGAAAUUGUCGUUCAAAACAAAGAAGUUAGUGAAGAUAAUGUCAAUGGAAUUUGCAAAGACAAUGUUAAAAUAACAGAAGAAGAAAAGAAAGACGAAACUAGAGAAGAUAGUAAAGAAACUAUAACUGAAGGUACCAGUGCAACUUUAGAAAAGGUCGAACAAAUUGUCGAUAACACUGUUGGAAUUGAACCAAGUAAUGAACAACCUAAUGUUCAACAAGAACAACAAAUCACUGAAACACCUUUUAAAGAUGAGCGCGACAACCAAAUUAAAACUUUGAUGGACGAGAACGAACAAUUGAAAAAAAUGAUAGAGGAACUUCAAAAGGUCCCACUAAAAGAAGAACAAGCAAAGGGAGGAAAUGACGACAAGAAAGUCGACACACAAGCAGAACCAUUAAAAUCAGUCACUGGACCAGGUUCAUUAAUUAGCAGUGAAAACACGUCUUUUAUAUCUUUCGAACCAUCAUCGGGUGAACAAAGCCAAGAUGAAGGAGCUUCUUCUGAUAUAGAACUCCUCAAGAAACAACUUUCUGAAGAGAAAUUGGAACACAAACAACUCAAACAAGAGUUCCAAAACUUCAAAAUGAAGAACGAGUCAAAGUCAUCACAAUUGCGAAGACAAACAGUUCCAGUCAAACCAAUUGAAGUCUCACCAAAUGUCACACAAGCGGAAUUGAUCGAAUUUGAACACAAAAUUGAAGAGAAGGUCAAAGCAAUUAAACAACAACUCUCGAAGAUCACAACACAAACAAACAAAUUGAGCAGACAGUCGAGUUUAACUAACAUCAAUUCACUUAAAACAGAAACAACGGAAAAGUUGGGUGUUUAUAAGGACCAACUCAAAGUUUUAGAGCGGAAGUUAUCGAUGAUGAGUAAGUCUCAGAAUUUCUAA
Molecule: messenger RNA, 3225 nt
Organism: Entamoeba invadens IP1
Lineage: Eukaryota; Evosea; Mastigamoebida; Endamoebidae
Product: synaptonemal complex protein, putative
Exons: 2
Coding region: 1-3225 (1074 amino acids)
Molecular function (GO): protein binding
Source: RefSeq, a predicted model, not a curated record